Molecule: messenger RNA, 2454 nt
Organism: Symbiodinium sp. CCMP2592
Lineage: Eukaryota; Dinophyceae; Suessiales; Symbiodiniaceae
Source: the annotation of a GenBank genome assembly
AUGGACUCCUUGACUGAUGAACAACGGGAGUACCUUGCCACACUGAAUCGUCGUGGCCCGGCUAGGCUGCGUGGCGCCAGUCGCUCUCGCAGCCGCGACCGCCGUGCCAUUGCUUCUUCGGCCGAUGAGCGCUCUCGCCCUUGGCGUGCACCGAGUCCAAUGCUGGUUCAAGGACCACCUCCUCUUGCGGAACAGGUGCGGCUCAUACAGAGCAGUAUUGAGAUGAUUGAGCGCCGCCUGACCAACCUUAACAUUGGUCAAACGCAGCUGCUCCUGGUGCUUGGACACCACCCAGACUUUGGGGUUCCGUUCGGGGCCAUCGCUGAGUUUGUUGACACCAUGAAGGCCACCGUUCAGGACAUCAAGGCGUCGAUUGAGGAUCUUCGCGCUAAUUCUGCAGAGCAGUGCAUGCUUCUUAGCAGCCACCUUGACCGCCUCGAGGAACUGGUUCAGGCUCGCACAUCGGGACCCAUGGUGAACUUCCGCCGCCGAUGGAGUUUGCAGGCAUCUCAAGCCUCUGAAGAUGCUCGAUCCCGGAGUCCUUCCGUUCGCAUUGUUGAAGCAGCAGAGCGUGCUGAUUCUCUCUUUGAGGAGCAUUCACCUCUGCUUUCGGAAGAUGCCAGAUCCUGGAGUCCUUCCUUUUUCAAUGCUGCAUCGCGCGCCGGUUCUCCCCUUAGAGAUCUGGCUGACAGCGACCACGGCCUAGAUCCGGCCCCCGAACGCAGCUCGGGCUCCGAUGGAUGGGAACGUGUGGGAUCUGCACUGCCUCAGGACCCUGGUCCGGUCCUGAGUUCCGAAGUUCAGCGAGCCGUGGUGUAUCAACGUGAUGUGUCCCUGCCGAAGCUUCCCUACGAACAUGGCAUUUGGGGCCUCGUCUUUGGGUCUCCUGCAUCCCUGCCCACCACCCGUUUGCCUGCACCAGUUGGUCCACGGCCUCAACCGAUCCCCACCCCUCCCGACCCGUCCACGAAUUCCCUAGAGCUCUCUUCUGCCGCAGCUCGCCCAGACAUCAGCCUGGCCCGGAUCAAAGCUGCCACUUUUCGUGUCACUGAUGCGGCCCUUCGUGACCGUUGCUUGGUGCAGCUCAAGACUCUUUUGCUUCUUGACCCGUCGGCCACCAAGACCGGUAUUCAGAUGACUACGUGCUUCGGCAAAAUUUUGGAACCUGACCGAGCCCUCUUGGUUCUUCAGGACACGUUGCGGCCCAAGGCCACCGGCACCAUCAGCAAACGCACAGGCUCUCUCUGGCGCUUGGCUCACUACCUGGCCUCCGUGGACGGCCGCAGCCCCUUCAUGGUUUCGGAGCCCCUUCUCUAUGAGUAUCUCUGCUCACUUCGUGAAGCUGACAGUGGUGCUACUUCCGGCGCCUCCGCUUUGGAGGCCUUGCGCUUCGCUGACGGUUUGUUUCGCUUCCAGCGGAUCUCUCUGCGUGAGGUGGACAGCGCCCGCAUUCGUGGUGUGGCGCAUGCCAUGUAUGUUCGCAAACAAAAGCGCAAGCAAGCCCCUGCCUUGACUGUUCGUGCCAUCCGCUUCCUCAUGGCAUGGUGCUGCGACCCGUCCCGGCCUCUGCAUACGCGCAUUAUCUCUGGCCACCUUCUUGCGUGCAUCUUUGCAGUCGCACGUUGGUCUGACUUGCGCUUCCUUGCCUUCUUCCGGGUGCUCUCUGACGACGAGUUCAGCAUCUUCGAGUCCGCGACUUCCCAGCACAAGACCGCACACUCCAAGGAGGCCCAGGUCGAGCUCCUUCCAUUCAUUGGCUUAGGUCAGUGGCCGGGCUGUGAGUCAUGGGCUGCGUGUCUUGCGACUCUUCGAGCCGAGUCCGACCUCUCGCAGGGCCUGCCAUCCUGGAACGAACGCGAGCAGAAGUGGGCUCUCGGUGAUCCCAUGACUACUUCCGAGGCCACUGGAUGGUUGCGGGAGAUCCUCUCUCAUGAGCUUGACCCCACCGAUGUGCGGGCACUUCGUGCCCACUCCUGCAAAACCACCUUGUUGGCCUGGGCUGGCAUGAGCCCUCUCUUCACUCGCUUCAUUCGUCUUCAGGCCAAGGUCUGGCACUUGCUGAUUUCCAUCGACUCCGGCGAGUUGAGUCCUGAUGCUGACGCUCUUGGCCGACUGCGUUCCAUGGUGCAGGUGCAUGCGCCCCGUCCAGCUUCUGCUCAGACCUCCGCGGAGCCUGCAUCUAGCUCUUCUUCCGAUGAUGAACCCGCCGGUCUUCCUGCACCGCUACAUCGAGAUCGAGUUCCCCUGCCGGCCGCCGCCUACGAGUACGCCUGGCUUGUGCACUCUGUGAGCGGUAUUGUCCAUGUGCAGUCUCCCCACUCACCUGAGCGUCUGAUGUGCGGCCGCUCCAUUUCUUGCAAUUUUGAGUGUGUUUCGCCAGCUGACCUUGAUGUUGAGCAGACUGCAUUUUGUGGCCAGUGCAGCGCCUCACGUGUGCUGUCCGCCGCUGCAUGA